Fulvia fulva is the source of this 1434-nucleotide messenger RNA. RefSeq lists its product as uncharacterized. The record is from RefSeq and is a predicted model, not a curated record. The transcript has a single exon. Bases 1 to 1434 code for a protein of 477 amino acids. Lineage: Eukaryota; Fungi; Ascomycota; Dothideomycetes; Mycosphaerellales; Mycosphaerellaceae.
AUGCAGAACACUUUCAACGCCACGCCUCAAAGUCAACCUGCUGGUCGGGUUGACACACCACCAGAGUCCCGGACGACGAACACCGUCCAAAAUGCUGCCCAAUGGCUUCGUCAACGAGGCCGCGACGAUGACAACUUCGAUGGCAGACAAUGGUGGGAGGAGUCAGAUUCGGAGUCUGACCAAGAAGAAAGCCCAUGUCGAUCGCCAAUCGUGGCAACAUCAGAGCCAACUUCUCCAAAGCCGUCGAUACGAUCCCCUGACGAUGACCUCGAUGUUGCACCAGUCCAACCUCAGCCUGCACAGUAUCCAACACGGAACGAUUCUCGUUACUGGCAGAAGUAUCGGGCGAACAUGAUGUACGAGGCCGACCCCGAAGAACCCACUCAAGAAGCCUCCGUACACUACCCUCAUGAUGCCCUGACCAUCAAUUCAGUCGAGUCGCAACCCGAUCACAGCCCACCACACAGUAAUCCCGGUUACUGGAAAGAGUAUUGGUCGAACGAGGCUUACUGGGAAUCUUACCAACAUCUUAGCAUUAAGCCAUCGCCGCUCAAGAUUGUUAAGAAAGAGAAGCCAGUAUCAGGAGAAGCUGAGCCGUCUUCAGAGCCGCCAGUACUGAAAGUUGACAAGCCACUUCCAGCCUUGCCCGACAUGCGGGUUACUGGAGUGAUGGCCAACGGUGUCAAGAUCAUCAGCCUUGCCGAAGCUCAAGCACAGCUCAAGGCAAGGGUUGAUAACGCGCCUGCGAUUGACGGCAUACAAGCUCAGCGUCCCAUCAAAGUCAAUGUCACGCCACCAGCUCCAGCUCGACGAAGACGAAUUCUCGGGCUCAGCAAGCUCACUGCAUCAAGUGCAUCGAGCAGUGGCACUUCGAACACAGCUUCGAAUACUCACAAGACAACUCCAACUGCUCCAGUCCCUGCACCUCCUACAUCCCAAGCACCUAUACGAGUAGUAGGCGAUCCGAGGAGAGACACGCUUUGGACCGACUUCAUGCCAUCACCAACUCGUCCGCCACCUCCGCCUCCGACAGAUGAGCGGAAGUGCCCCUGCCCAGAACACCGAGCAGAGCGAGCUGCGGCAUACACCAUCCCUCGAAAGCCAGUGCCGUCCGAGCAUUCCGAGAUGUCAGAACCUCUGCACAGUCCAUCGGUUCAAUACGAAAUCGACCGACUCCAGGACCGUGUUCAGCUCACCUACGACCCGGACGACGACUACGACCGAGAACCCGUCAUUGACACCUUUGUCCGUGCUGGUCAUACCAGCCUCCACAUCAAGGAGCGGGUUGACCCGCACACGAUGGCAUCGCACUACGGUAGGGAAGAGCGGCUCGAUGGCGACGAGAACGUGGAAAGGGCUAAGGCCAAGAUGCACGCAUAUCACGAGGCGAGGAGACUGGGCGUCGAGCCUUCGCCGACGACCGACUUCCGAUAG